CGAGACGCCUCAGCUUAUGUGGAGCCAGCUCCUGCUAGUCAUCGAACGGCGCUUCAGUUUGUAUCGCUUGCCAGCUCUAUCGUCGUCAUGCAGUACGAAUCUGGCUAUAACAACAAUCCAGCUGCCUACGGACAGGCGUACGACCCGGCAAAGUACGCGCAGACUCCGUAUGGACAGGCUCCAUACAAACAGGAUCCAUACGGCCAGGUCGACAACAUGCAAGAGGGUUCCGCCGAUCAUGCGCCAGCCCACACCGGACCUGUGGAGGCCCAGCCAUCAUGGGACAGCUUGUGGCCGAUCGCGAUGGGGCUGUGCACCGCCAUGUUGCUUCUGAUCGGCAUUUCAGUGAUCGUACUGGUAUUGCAGGAGAACUCCGAACGCGCUCCCUCCAAACCGGAAGAGGUCGACUUCCCGGAGCUCAGCGGUGGUUCUUCUGACAGUUCUCCGCCUGAUUCAGUGCCUAUUCCCAUACCUGUUGUGACUAAGACGCCCCCCGCUGUGCCAACCGUGGACUCCGCAGUGCCAGCUAUGGGCUCCACAGCGCCCACAGCGCCCCCUGCCGACUCCCCCACAGUGCCCACGGUUCGUCCCGCGGCGCCCACGAUACGACCUACAGCAUACACAGAGGCCCCUGAUACGACCACGGACACCCCUUAUACGACCACGGAGGACCUCCCUGAUACAACCAUGGAGUCCCCUGACACACCGCCCAUAUCCGAAAAAGCAAUCAACAAGCAGCCCGUGUUGUGUACCAUGGGCGAUAGGCUUAUCAUGAUUCCGGUGUUCCCGCCGGACGCGCUGUGCGACUUCCUCUUCUUCGACUCGCUGUACAAGGGAGGCCACAACCUGCUACCCGACACGGCGACCUACAGCACCAGCCUCUACACUUUCCUCUUCGACCACCGCUAUUACCGACGUACAACCCUUGGCGUUGGGUUCGCAUUCGACCAUUUGGCGACGGCGGAGGACGCUCUGAAGGUUAUGAACCCCAGUCCACUUGCACUCUUCUGGGAACACGGCAUUUUCCACGUCGGCAUCCUCGACACACCCGCGACGGCUGUUCGAAACAAGACGAAAGCGGCCAUCGCCACACUUAAGGCGAUGGACCGGCUGCUUGACACUCAGAGAGCGCGGGGCAACUUUUCAAUCACGGCGCUGGCUAUGCCGCAACCGGAUCUGGGAUGGAGUUUGGCCUUCGCCGCGGAUUGCAGUGACCUCGGUUUCACCCCGUACCUGAUCAUCGCGUUCGGUCACUACCGGUUCGGCGACAACACGGUCCCGCACUGCGCGGUCAUGCCCCCAACGCGUCACCCGGACGACACCCCUCCGGAUGACAUCGCCCGGGACUACAACUUCGACCUGUCGACCGCCGUGUCCAGCCUUCGCGAGCUCUUCACCGUGGGCGCGCCCACUAGAGGCCUCGUGUCAGUGACCAUGAAGGGGCGUUGGACAGAGCCUCUGCUCCCGAAUUCAGUCGACUUCUUUGCGCGUUGUUCAUCUGACCCAAACAUCGAGUCGUUCGGCAGCUACACUCAGGUAUGUCCCGGUGGUCCUUCUGGUGUCGAGGCUCGGUUAAAUUAUUCCGAAAAGCACUACGCCGUUAUUACCUACAUCGAGAGCAUGAAGCGCACCUUCGUCUACGACAACGAGAAGGCAUUUGCUGCCAAGUUGUGCCACGUGAAGAGCACAGACCCCAACGUGACGUUUGGCAUCGCCGUCUACGACAUAGACUACGACGACUAUCAUAAUAUGUGUACGUCCCUGAACAGAUACCACCGCAACAGCCGAUUAAGGGCGGUGAAGAUGGUGGUGGAUUCCUUCCGGCGGCAGAACGGAGUUUUUAAAGAGGAUGACUGCGUAAGAUAUGCGGCGCCAUAAGAGCGCCGCCUGCUGCCCUGGUCCUCGACACAGGGCCGAUUUCUCGUGGAAUGCGGUGAAAUAUAGUAUAGUUCUGGUCA
Molecule: messenger RNA, 1958 nt
Organism: Dermacentor albipictus
Lineage: Eukaryota; Metazoa; Arthropoda; Arachnida; Ixodida; Ixodidae
Source: RefSeq, a predicted model, not a curated record